AUGCCACAACAACACGAAGCAGAACAACAACAGGACGAAUUGUCAUCGGCCUCCUCUCCACAAUCAUCAUCAUCAGCCUCCUCUUCCACUAAGAAACAAACCAAGAAGACCUCUAAAAGACGACCACUCAAAAAGUCUUCAGCUGCUUCUUCUUCUUCGGCAUCAUCAACGACCGAAUCUACUCCACAAGAUGACACUGACCACACCAACAACGAGCUCACAUCCACUAACGCCUCCUCAGAAACAACUAAUACAGCUUCUCUCAACAACAAUAGACAAUGGGUUAAAGAUGAGUCCUUCCAAAACCAACAAACAGCAGCCUAUUCCAUCCUUGUUGGUAUUACGACUCGUGAUGAAUCCGAGCCUGUCUAUGAUACUCCCUGCAAAAUGUACUCAUCUCUCAGAUAUAAACUCCAAUAUAAGUGUACGGUGAAUAUGGACGCAUGUCAUGACUUGAAAGAGAGUCCCAAACUUUUAAUGUGCCGUGUUACAGUCAUUGAUGAAGAUACUGCGAAGGAAAUUAAGAAGGAUGGAAAGGCCAUCAUUGACGAUUCUCUCAUCUCUCUCAAGCAAACCUCAUCUGGAGGUGCUCUCUCCUUUGAAGCUACCCACAAAAUCAAGUUUAAAGACGUGAGUUUCCAUUAUAAUAAGAGCAAAUGGAGACUCUUGCUUCAAUUAUAUUCCGAUGCUCAUGGUUCUAUUAGCACACCUGUGGUUGUACUCAAAUCGGCAGGCUUCCUGGUCUAUGCUCGAAGACCUAAGGUCUCAGAACGGGGAGCCUCCGAUGGUCUAUUAACAUCGGGAAUGAAUGCACCUACUUCGUCCAACGCAAGUACUUCUUCUGGUACUGCUGCUGCCAAUGGUUCAACCGAUGUCACCUCUCAUCACGAUGAAAGCUCAGUAACAGGAGCUCAUGUCGUGGCCAGUGCUCUACUCAACCAAGCAUCUGGAGAUAAAAAGAAGAAAAAGAAGGGGGCUGCUCACAUGGAUUUGAAGAAGAGAAAACGUUCCACUUCCAUGGCUGGUAACACUACUGUUCCAUUAAAGAUUGAGAAAAAACAAGAGCCUUCCAAGUUGUUGACAGCUUCCAAUGGUGAAGAUACCCUCAAUGCUCAACAACAUGGUUCUGAUCAAGUUUCUGCUACAACCACUGAAAAUGCACCAGUUGCUUCAUCCUCACCAAAGACCCUUAAACAAAAGAAAAAACUCAUGGACAAAUUCUCAAAUACCUUAGAUACAUUGCUCAAGUUGCAUGACGAAAUGGAUCCCAAUGACAAGACCAUUGCUUUUGAAUUAUUGCAACAAAAGUUGUAUUCACACUUUUAUUCAAACUUGGUGGAGCAACAACAACAUUGGAUUCAAAUGACUCAAAUGCCUUCUCCUGAAAAUGGUGACAUGGAUCAUUCGUCUCAUCAUGCUCAUCACGACGAGAAUGGUGGUAUUCAUAUUGAUGAUCAUCACCAAAUUGAGGAUUCCAACGCCACCAUUCUUCAGGCUGGAAGUGCUGACGAUAUUGAGCAUGAUUCAUUCAGUUGUGCUCACCAAAAUCAACAUCAUGCAUUCCCAACUCAUGGAGAUACUCAACAACACAAUUCUUGUCAUGACUCUGGUCUUUUCUUGUCACUCUGCGAAAUUGGUUCUCAUCAUAGCCACAAUCAUCAAAUGAGCACUAGUUUGUCUUUUGAGACUGAGAGCAUUUUGGCAUCAUCAGAUUUCCAUCCUUUAUUCAAUUAA
Naegleria lovaniensis is the source of this 1734-nucleotide messenger RNA. RefSeq lists its product as uncharacterized. The coding region runs from base 1 to 1734 and encodes 577 amino acids. The transcript has a single exon. Lineage: Eukaryota; Heterolobosea; Eutetramitea; Acrasida; Naegleriidae. The record is from RefSeq and is a predicted model, not a curated record.